Messenger RNA from Nematolebias whitei (Rio pearlfish), 1129 nucleotides. Its product is annotated as glutamic acid-rich protein. The annotation marks the transcript as partial. NCBI's taxonomy places the organism in Eukaryota, Metazoa, Chordata, Actinopteri, Cyprinodontiformes, Rivulidae. The record is from RefSeq and is a predicted model, not a curated record. The transcript has 4 exons.
GCAUGAGAUGAGCAGAGUACCAAGCUCCAACGGGAAGAAAGAUGGUGGAAGCAGGAGCUGUUCAUCUCCUGAUCUGGACAUUAAACCAGUUCGUCUGUCCAGCAGUCCUGCAGAGAGCAGUGAGAGUGACCGAGGUUCACGUCUGGCCAGCAGGGAAAAGGCAAGGAGGGAGAAGAGAGGACGAACGCAGCAUCCAUCCUCAGAAAGACGCACGGCUGCAAAGAGUUUCAAUAAACCAGAUGUCACUGCCUCAGUUUUGCUGCCACGAAGCUCAGAAAGCAGCGCCUCCUCUGAGGAAGGCAGCAUCAACGUUCCUGUCGUUUCCCGUCAGUCGGUGGAAGGAGCCACGGAGCAAACCAAGACAGACGUCGAAGAGGAGAGUCAGAGUACGCAGGAGGAAGAGAGUUCAAACGAAGAGUGUCCGAGUGAGAAGGUGGGCACCCAAAGUCACGCUGGCAGUUCAGAGAGCUGCGGUGCCGAGCAGGAACCAGGAAAGAACGUCAUAAAAACUGAAACUAGAGCUGAAGAGGAAACAGACGAUCAGGAGGGCAGCAGCCAAGAAAAAGAUGAAGGAGGAAGACUGAAGAACCUGGGAGAUCAAGAAGAAACAAGUGAGGAACAGAGCAGUGAUAUGGAGGAGGGUGACCACGACGAUUCAACAAGAAUAACAGAGGAGGAAGCCCAGGAUAGGAUGGAGGAUCAGGGAGGGGCUGAAGAGGAAACAGACGAUCAGGACAGCAGCCAAGAAAAAGAUGGAGAAAGACUGAAGAACCCGGGAGAUCAAGAAGAAACAAGUGAGGAACAGAGCAGUGACGUGGAGGAGGGUGACCACGACGAUUCAACAAGGAUCCCAGAGGAAGCCCAGGAUAUGAUGGAGGAUCAGGGAGAGGCUGAAGAGCAGCCAAAUGUGCUGAAGAGCAAAGAUACGGAGAUACAAAAGCAAGGACCUGUCUCCUCACAGGACGAAGAUGAGGACGAAGAUGAGGAUGAGAUGGAACAGGACGAGGAGGAGUCAAGUGAAGAUCAGGGUGAGGAAACGGAAGAGAGUGGAGAUUCAGAGGACGUUAUCAUCACUCCGCAGAUUAAAGGGUCUAAGCAAAUCCAGAUUAUUUCUGAAGAAGUUGAGGAG